AGGGGUCCUGCCAUGUGCUCCAUCCAGCUUCCUGUAGUUACGCUUCGGCUCUAACUACCUUACCUAGAGGCAUCCAUCUAUUGUUGAACUCCAAGUAUUCGAAGACGCUGACCCGACAACAUCGCCAAACAACAAUAUUUUUGUGGCAGUUGAUCAGCGACCUGUUAUCGACAAGCCCUAAACUUUAUCGACCUUAUUGACGUCGACGACCACCGCUCUACGAAGACCCACGAUACAGCUUUACCUUCCGCCUCGUAGAGUAGCGAAUGGGCACCAUCUUGUCUUACACAAGUCAACCUUUCGCCUUGGACCCGAUUCUCCAAAACAGCUACCUCGCCGUCGAACCCUCAGAAGCUUUGCAUGUCUCCGCCGGAGCAGUCCACAACUUCAUCUAGCCAGCCGGUCUUAGACGAGACGCUGUCUAACAAGUCCAAUGUCGAGUUGAUGUCUGCUCAGGACCCUGCGGCAGGGACGCCUGAAACCUCCGAUAAUCAUAGUCAUGGAUCGAGCUCCAGGGAAAAAGCCGGAAAGGAGGACAGUUUGAUCGAUCUCGGUGAUCAGGCAGCUGACGUCCCAUCACACGAUCAUAAGGCUGAUGCUGCUGAGCAAGGUCCCUCAGGAAAGCUUAAGGAAAAGCAAGCCGCCGAUGAUUAUCAAGCUCCUAGCGGUUACUUGAACACUCAUGCCUCAACAGCAGGCAAAAUCAACCCUAUUGCACUACCCUCGUCGAACGAUGCUACUACACAAUACCUCACCGCCGAACCAUCCACUUAUGUUGACCCCACGCCUGCGACCCCAAUAACCUCUCAGCCACCUUCGCGGACCCCUUCAAAUGCUGCGCGUUCCCAUGUCUCUGGAGACUCUACCCCUCCCAAAUCAGACGCAGAGUUUGAUGAGAGACGAUAUGUAAGUGAAGAUGAGCACGAAGGCGCUUCACAGUCCGAAAUUCAGAGCAUCAUGGAGCAGUUUAGCGAGUUUGGUGGUGGUCCCGGCGAAGAAGAAGUCAUGAGUCCCAGACUGGAGAUUGCCUCUCCGAUGCUGGGUCAUCCUGUUCAACAUCCUCCUCGAAAGUCUAGUCUGGAACCUCUUGUGCCUACACUCUCUGGUCAGAUGCAGGGCCUACACAUCUCCACGGGUUCCCCUCCAGCUGAGACCCCAAACAACACUGGUGCCGAGGAUCUGGGGCCACCUGUCCCACCCAAGGAUGGUGUCCAUGGAACACCUCCACGUCCUAAAAUAGAGCGGAACAUGAGCGUUGCUUCUCCAAACUCGCCAGCGCAAUCGCACCGGCCUCCUCCUCCUGAGCCAGAGCCCGAGCCCACUCAACCAUUCGAUUUCCACCGGUUUCUUGAGCAAUUGCGAAACAAGAAGGCAGAUCCUGUGGCAAGGUACCUCAAGUCUUUCCUCUCAGAGUUUGGCAAACGGCAAUGGAUGGUGCAUGAGCAAGUCAAGAUUAUAGGGGACUUCCUGGCCUUUAUUGCCAACAAGAUGGCACAAUGUGAGGUCUGGAGGGAUGUAUCCGACGCGGAGUUCGAUAAUGCUCGUGAGGGGAUGGAAAAGCUAGUCAUGAACAGACUGUAUACUCAGACAUUUUCACCUGCUAUUCAAGCGCCCAAACCGAUCCCUGGGGCGAAGCCGAAGCGCAAGGGCGGCGAUAUACCUCUUGGCCCCGGUAGGCGAGGUCAACACCAAGAGGAUGUUGAGAGAGAUGACAUUGUUAGACAGAAGAUGAGCAUUUAUGGCUGGGUGAGGGAAGAACAUUUGGACAUUCCGCCAGUCGGUGAUAGUGGACGCCGGUUUUUGAAACUAGCCCAGCAAGAGCUGCUGAAAAUAAAAUCCUACAGAGCACCGCGAGACAAGAUCAUCUGUGUGUUGAACUGUUGCAAGGUGAUCUUUGGUUUAUUAAAACAUAACAAGUCUGAUUCCUCAGCUGACUCCUUCAUGCCCCUACUUAUCUAUGUUGUACUGCAAUCAAAUCCAGAGCACCUAGUGUCUAAUGUGCAAUACAUCUUACGCUUCAGGAAUCAGGAAAAGCUCGGGGGUGAAGCAGGCUACUACUUGUCCUCGUUGAUGGGUGCUGUUCAAUUCAUUGAAAAUAUGGAUAGAACUACUCUAACGAUUACUGAUGAGGAGUUUGAGAAGCAUGUGGAAGAGGCAGUUUCAGCAAUUGCUGAAAAGCAUGCUCAAUCACCUCCAGCCACCCAACAGCCAGUGUUCAACGAGAAGUCUGGGCCUCUUCCCGGAGAAACUUCUGCUCGUCCUUCUCUUGACGGACCACGCACUUCAACUUCGAAUGACGAGUAUACGGGUGACGAGAAAGCUGCCAUCACUGGUCUUCUCAAGACCAUACAAAAACCUCUUUCCAGCAUUGGGAGAAUGUUCUCUGACGACCCGGGCCCUUCUAUGGAUCCCGGGCCCAGUAGUGCGCCUCGGACACCAGCGCCACCGGAGCGUCUCAGCCGUGAGGAGCCUCGCGAACAUCAACAAGUACCUUCAAAACAUGCAUUAUCUGCUGAGGAGGCUGCCGCACGGCAGGCGAGCGCCGAAGCAGCCGAGGCUCAGCGACUUUCCCGUGCAGAGCAUGCAAAUGUUGUCGAAACAUUAGCAGGCAUGUUCCCGGACUUGGACAAGGAUGUUAUAAGUGAUGUCGUUUAUGAGAAGGAGGGCAGGGUCGGCCUGGCUGUUGAUGCGUGUCUCGCUCUUUCAACAUAAUGCGUCUGGGGGGUAGAUAAUUGUUGGAGCCAAGAAGCUGCCUAUGCUCCUUUUAAUUGGCUUUGAAGCAUCGCGGUGCGAUUUCAGGUUAUGACAACCGCCAUGGUUUCCACUGGCAGCAGGAUAGAACAGAAAUACCAUCAUUUUUUUCUUUCAAUGAGGUCCGGGGUCCCACCGCGUGCUGUUACAGAUGUUGAUGAUCUCGCUGAGCUUAAAAGGAUCAGCACCGAGCGUUAUGCAUACCACGUUGCAGCCGCAGUGACACCUUAUCUCAGAUCUCGUCGAUCACAUUUCCAAGCAUCUGGC
Fusarium verticillioides 7600 is the source of this 3018-nucleotide messenger RNA. RefSeq lists its product as hypothetical. The record is from RefSeq and is a predicted model, not a curated record. Lineage: Eukaryota; Fungi; Ascomycota; Sordariomycetes; Hypocreales; Nectriaceae. Gene Ontology annotation, biological process: vesicle-mediated transport. Gene Ontology annotation, cellular component: cytosol; endocytic vesicle. The coding region runs from base 361 to 2712 and encodes 783 amino acids. Gene Ontology annotation, molecular function: ubiquitin binding; guanyl-nucleotide exchange factor activity; small GTPase binding. The transcript has 5 exons.